AUGCUGAAAGAGACGGGUGAGAAAUACCCACCACCAGAUAAUUGCCAACACCUCAUAACCGUAAUGGUUAAUGAGGAAAUAUGGGACUUGUUGUCGAAGAAAAGCAGAACAGUUGACCUUGGAUUUCAGAAAGUUCAAGGGCCCUUUAUGCAAGAGUUGUCAACUCUAACUAUCCUGGCCAAUAGGCUGUUAAAGGAUGUUAAAAAUAACAAAAACACCAACAUUUGUGAUGUCUUGCAACAACUUAUGGAUGGCAUUGUCCUACUAGGAAAUGCAAACUGGAACUUAAUCAUGAAGAGGCAAGAGUUCAUCAAAUCUGAUUUGAACCCUCCCUACACAUGA
Paramuricea clavata is the source of this 342-nucleotide messenger RNA. The record is from the annotation of a GenBank genome assembly. Lineage: Eukaryota; Metazoa; Cnidaria; Anthozoa; Malacalcyonacea; Plexauridae.